Messenger RNA from Xenopus laevis (African clawed frog), 1511 nucleotides. Its product is annotated as intelectin-1-like. Lineage: Eukaryota; Metazoa; Chordata; Amphibia; Anura; Pipidae. The transcript is spliced from 8 exons. The record is from RefSeq and is a predicted model, not a curated record. Bases 93 to 1157 code for a protein of 354 amino acids.
CCAUUCUCCUCUACUACCAGAUCCAUUAUUACACCAGCAGUUAUUAGAUUAUUAAUUAUUAUAUGAGCAUAUGACUAAUUUCUAACAUUUCAAUGCAAUUUAGAAAUACUUUCUACUUUAUCUUUCAGAGCAAGAUGUUGGCCUACGCACUAAUUAUUUUUGUCUUAGUAUUACCAAGGAGCAAUGCUAGAGAAUGCGACCAAGCAUCAGUUUCUGAAAAGAAGCAGAGAAUUCUGAACCUUUUGGCAUGCUGGACAGAGGAUAUGGCAGACAGCAGCAGCCCUGGCAGUUCAGGUGGCUUUCCAACUGGCGGCUAUGGCUAUGGAUACAGGAGCUGCAUGGAGAUCAAAAAGUCAGACUCAGCAGCCAAAGAUGGCAUAUACUCGUUGACCACUGAACAAGGUGAGGCCUAUCAAACUUUCUGUGACAUGACAACUAACGGGGGAGGAUGGACUUUGGUGGCCAGUGUCCACGAGAAUAACCUGUUUGGGAAGUGCACUGAGGGUGAUCGCUGGUCCUCACAGCAAGGAAAUAAUAUACAAAAUCCAGGAGGUGAUGGCAACUGGGCAAACUAUGCCACCUUUGGUUUACCUGAAGGAGCCACAAGUGAUGACUAUAAGAAUCCUGGCUAUUAUGACAUUGAGGCCAAGAAUGUGGCUGUUUGGCAUGUGCCCAAUAAGACACCAAUGGUUAUGUGGAGGAAUUCCUCAAUUCUGAGAUAUCGUACACAGAACGGCUUCCUUACUGAAGAAGGAGGAAAUCUAUUUCAACUUUACAAGAAAUAUCCUGUGAAAUAUGGUGUUGGAAAAUGCUUAGGAGACAAUGGACCUGCUGAGCCAAUAGUCUAUGACGUUGGCAACACCGAGAAGACAGCAUCUCUGUACUCAUCAUUUGGAAGCAAUGAAUUUACCCCCGGUUUUAUUCAGUUCCGAGCUAUUAAUACUGAGGGAGCUGCACUUGCUCUUUGCUCAGGAGUGAAGGUGAAAGGCUGCAAUGUGGAGCAUCACUGCAUUGGAGGAGGUGGUUACAUCCCUGAAGGAAACCCCAGACAGUGUGGAGACUUUGCAUCAAUGGACUGGGAUGGGUAUGGGACACGCACAGGAUGGAGCUCAAGCAAGGAGAUGAUUGAAGCAGCAGUAAUGUUGUUCUACCGUUAAUCUAGAGUUCUGCUACAUUGCUCAACAAGAACAGUCAUUCCAUCGUUUAUGCAUUUUUGACCUCCAUGACUAUACCACCCACAAGUAGCAUGUAAAAAUCAGAAUGCACAACUGUUCUUCUGAAAAGCCUAAGCACCUAAGAGCUCUGGAAUGAAAAGAAAAAUCAUAUAUUUGUAACUAUAUAACUGUAGGUUUCAUGAGAAGUCUCCUAUGCUUUCUGUUUUUUUUCUCCAUUUCUAUUUAAGCUUCUGCUUUCUUCUGUCUAUCCUUAUCUCUUCUUCACCAUACACCUAUAAACAUUUCAAUCAUUGUAAAAUAUAAACAUUUCAAUAAAAAAUGAAAAAAAAAAUCAAA